AUGAGCACAGAAGAAAAUACUACUACUACUACUACUACUACUACAACUACUACUACGGAUACACCAGUUUCUACUGCUACUGAGAUUGCUACUAAUACCGAUACUACUGAUGCUACUACUGAAACUGCCACCACCACUACUAUCUCUACUAAUAUUAAUGAUAUGAAUGACAACAAAGACAUUUCAACAGACACUAACAACAACACUACUACUGCUACUAUAAAUAACAGUGAUAAAACAGAAGAAAACGAUAAUUCGAAGAGUGAAAACGUGCCAAUGAAAGAUGUCUCAAAAACAGAAGGUGCCACCCCCUCAUUACCACAUCUACAACUUGAAAUACAACAAAAACAACAGCAACAACAACAGCAACAACAACAACAACAACAAAAGGAUAAUGUAGAAAAGGAUAGCAAAAUAGAUUAUGAAAAAGAAGCCCAAACUUUGGAAGAUAGAGCUUUAAGAUUCUUAGCGAAACAAACACAUCCAGUAGUUGUGCCCUCGUUUGCUGCAUGGUUUAAUAUAUCAGAAAUACAUGAUAUUGAGAAGAGGUCAUUACCAGACUUUUUCAAUUCUUCAUCGAUAUACAAAUCUCCAAAAGCUUAUAAAGAUGCUAGAAAUUUCAUGAUAAACACUUAUAGAUUAUCACCUUAUGAGUACUUGACCAUCACUGCUGUUAGAAGAAAUGUCGCUUUGGAUGUUGCCUCCAUCGUGAAAAUCCAUUCUUUUCUAGAGACAUGGGGGUUAAUCAAUUAUCAAAUCGAUCCUAGAUCCAAACCUUCCUUAAUUGGCCCAAGUUUCACCGGUCAUUUUCAAAUUAUUUUAGAUACUCCACAAGGUUUAAAACCUGUUGUACCACAAACAAUCAUAAGUGAUUUGAUGAAUGAGAAGGAAAAAAUGAAAGACCAGGAAAAGGAAGAGGAAAAGGAAAAAGAAGAAGAAAAUAAAGCAGCUGAAACAACUACCGGCCUUACUACAAAUAUCCAAGAUACUGCUAAUACAAAUAUAACAGAACCAAAUUUAAUAGAGGAAUUUAAGAAUAAACAAGUGAAAUUAAAAGAUGUUCCACCAUUCCCAGUAAAUUUAUCGAUAAGAAAAAAUAUCUAUGAUUCCACACAGGAUUUUAAUGUAUUACAAAUACAAAAGAAAUCAUCAAGACAAUUUCAAAAGACUUAUGUUUGUCAUACCUGUGGGAAUGAUACGAUGACGGUCCGUUAUCAUAAUUUGCGUUCUAAGGAUUCUAAUUUAUGUCCUAGAUGUUUCCAAGAAGGCCAUUUUGGUGCCAAUUUCCAAGCAUCUGAUUUCAUUCGUCUUUCAAAUAAUUACAUUAACCAUAAAAAUUGGUCAGAUCAAGAAUUGUUACUAUUAUUAGAAGGUAUUGAAAUGUAUGAAGAUCAAUGGGACAAAAUAGUCAACCAUGUCGGGGGUAAUAAAAAUCUGGAAGAUUGUGUUGAAAAAUUUUUGACUCUACCAAUAGAAGAUAAUUACAUCAAUGAUGUUAUAAAUGCCAUCAAACAAAAGCGCCACAAUAAUAUCGAUACCUCAAAUGUUGAAAAUGACUGUGGUAAUAACUCCCUUAAAAGACUGAAUACAAUUAAUCAAGCUGAAGCUGUAGAAUUAACAAUCAAAAACUUAUUAGCUGGAUUACAUAAAGAUGUCAUUAAUGAGACAAUUCCAGAACAAUCAAAAGAGUUAUCAGAGAAAUAUUUGAAAGAAACACAAGGCGUUAUACAGGAGAUUGUGGGAUUAAUGAUCAAUAAAUUGGAAACAAAGAUGAAUAAACUUGAUAUAAUAGAAGGUGCUCUUGAGCAAGCCAAAAAAAAAUAUGUUAAAGAGACAGAAAAAUUAAUAAAUGAUAGAAUUUCAUUAAGUAAACAAAUUAAUGAAUUAAACUCUGAAUUAGCAUCAUUAAACGUCUCCAAAAAAUUAAUUUUAACUUCUGAUCAAGUAGAUUCCGGUAUUGAAUUGGUUGAAAACGAUAAAAACGAUGAAGAUAAUGAAGAUAAAGAUAAUACUGACCUACAAAAGAAAAUAAACAAAGAGAUAGAAGCUAUUUCUAUGAGGGAACCUCAAGUUUAUAAACCAUGGUCCUUGUAA
Messenger RNA from Arxiozyma heterogenica, 2094 nucleotides. It is a transcript of the gene RSC8, whose product is annotated as Rsc8p. Lineage: Eukaryota; Fungi; Ascomycota; Saccharomycetes; Saccharomycetales; Saccharomycetaceae. Gene Ontology annotation, molecular function: DNA binding; zinc ion binding; histone binding. The transcript has a single exon. Gene Ontology annotation, biological process: positive regulation of DNA-templated transcription. Bases 1 to 2094 code for a protein of 697 amino acids. Gene Ontology annotation, cellular component: SWI/SNF complex. The record is from RefSeq and is a predicted model, not a curated record.